UAAAAGGGAGAGGAAGAGUCAGUGGCUGUCUCACUUCAAUCGACAGUUCAUAUGAUCUCUUUCGAAUCGGUCAUGAUGCCGGGACGUAGCCGUAUGAGAGGAGAGUGUAUACUUUUUCACUCUGGGAGCGAGACCAAAGUUCAAGAAGCUAUUUUGAGUGGUAAACUCUGAAAAGAAAGAUGGAAAGAGGGGAGUUGGAUGAUAAAGAUGGACAAUGUUGAUUGUGUAAUAUCAAUUUAUCGGCCUCAUCAUCGAAAGCGGCUGAACAUUUCUCUCCAAUUCUAAGCUAUGUGGGGGGGCUUAGAUGGUGAGCAAAAAGAAUUGAUCAAGAAGUUGGUCAACUUUCGCAUGAAAGAAGGUAAAAGAACGAAAGUUCGUGUUAUUCUUUCUCAAACUUUGAAUCGCCCAGCUCAAACUGAACGCGAUGGAAUCAAACUUAUGGUUGAGGCCGUAGAGAAUAUAAAGCCCAUAUGCGAAGUCGAAAAAGUCAGAGUAGCAACUACUUUUUAUGGUGUCCCUGGGAUUGUAGCCAAUGAUCGUCAACAAACCUUAGCUAUUCGUUGGAUCUUUGAAGCAGCUUUCAAACGACGUAUAAGCUACAAGAUAAGCUUAGAGAAAUGUUCAUUUGAUGAGAUACUGGAUGCUUACCGAAAGAGGGGAAUUGCACGUAAGAAAAGGGAGAAUCUUCAUAGACUGGCUUCCACCAAUCGAAGUUUCGCGCAUUUCAGAUGGUGGUAAAGUAGAGACCACAUAAUAGAAUAUUCCUCGCUCAAUCAGAUUAUAAAGUAAGAUAUGCUUUGACUCAGCCUCCGCCUUCUUAUAUUUGGAGUCUGAAUAUAGAAAGCCAACCUUCCUAAUACUCUUCCCUUCGUUUGUUGAGUUAGAGGAUAGACUUUCUGAAGGAGGUUCGCGCCUUAUGCAUUGCAUGAAAGAAGCGAACUUUGUAUGACUUCUCUUUUGCCUCAGGCGCAAUAUUGCCGGGAGAUCAAUCAAAAAAUAGGCCAUUCAUUCAGAAGUAGUGGGCCCCUCUUUUUAGUGACUCGGGGAGCUGAUCUGAUAAAUGCACUUCAAAGGGAGGGGAUC
Molecule: messenger RNA, 1083 nt
Organism: Cucumis sativus (cucumber)
Lineage: Eukaryota; Viridiplantae; Streptophyta; Magnoliopsida; Cucurbitales; Cucurbitaceae
Product: ribosomal protein S7, mitochondrial
Exons: 1
Coding region: 289-738 (149 amino acids)
Biological process (GO): ribosomal small subunit assembly; translation
Cellular component (GO): small ribosomal subunit; ribosome
Molecular function (GO): rRNA binding; mRNA binding; structural constituent of ribosome
Source: RefSeq, a predicted model, not a curated record